CAUCACGGGGCCUUCACCUCUUCUACAGGUGUUACAGGUGUCCUUCUGUGGUUUUCACGAGGGAGACCUGCGUAGCUGCAGGGCGCCGGCUUUGCUUCCUGAACUCACCUGCUGCUGGUUUGGAAGUCAAAUCAAGUCGAGCUCCAGUGAUGCACAGAUGAAUCUCUGGUAAAGUUAAAGGAGCUGAUUGUUCCUGAGAGCGCCACCAGGUGGCAGACAGAUGGCAUGCACAUGUUGGUUCUCAGGACGUACCUGCAGGACUGAUGCAGAACCAGGUUGGAUUUAUAAAACAGGUUAUCCUGAACCCGACUCUUCCCCCUGUGACCUGGUUUCACCCCUGAUUCUCUCCCAGACCAGAAAGACGUGAAACCGGACAGAGAAAGACUUUAAUAUGGUCUCUCACGUGAUGACGUCACAUGUGUAGCCCCUCCCCCUGAUGACGUCAGCUCAGAGCCAGCAGCUGGAGGAUGGUCUCUGGCUGAAAGGCUUCACUCCUCUGCAGGAACAGGAAAGGCUUCAUCAUGGCUGCCUUCGUCUCACUGGCCACGUGUCACCCCGUCACCUCCAGCCGCCAGGGCCUCAUCUACAGAGACUCUCUGUCCGUGCUGUCCAGGAACCUGAGGGCCCCCAGGAGCCCCCGCAUCCCCGCCCGUCCCCAGCUGCAGGGCCUCCACGGCUGCAGGGCCAGCAGGCCGGGCCGCCCAGAACCCGUCCCCGUGUGUCAGCCGAAGCCGUCCGGCAUCAAGCACCUGGUCCUGACCCACCUGAGAAGGUUCCUGAUGCUUGGCCCCGCCCGCCGCGGGAGGCGGGGCCUCCAGCUGCCUGGGUGACCUCUGACCUGCUGAGGUAGAGCAGGUGGUGUUGAACCAGAGCUGCUGGACACCAGAGGGCGCCACAGACUGUCAGACGGCCGGAGGUUCUGACCCACAUGAGAGGUGGACCUGAGGAACAGAACAUCCUCAGGAGAUGAAGGUUUUAAAUCUGCUGCAGCUUCAGGCCAACAGAGGAAGCUGACCCGGUCCACCCAGAUAACUCCUCCUUUAACUGAUCAGCUUUCUGAAGAGCUUCACCUUUAAUUCAGUGUCCCACUGUUUCUAAUAUAAUAUAAUAUAUAUAACAUAAACCGCUUUACAGUUUCACUUUACAGGAUGUUCUAACAGUUAAACACUCGCUUUAUUAGUUAUUAGUGAAAAUAGGAGACAAUAAUAGAUGCAUGGAAGUGGUUCAGGACAUUUUCACUUUAAUCUGACUAGAAAACACGUGACAGCUAAAGAAACAAAUAGUUGCUAUAAGAUGUUUUAGCAUAUUUCAUAUUUUAUUAUAAAACAAUUCACUCAGAUAAGUUAAAAGGAUUAAAGGAGAUUGUUAAAUGUCAGAAAUUAAUGUUUUCCAUCUGUUUGUUAUCUAUUUAUAGUUCAGAUAGAUUAGAAUCCCACAGUUGCAUCGUGGGAAAUGUAGUUGCUUGAUGUUAAGGUAUUAAAAUAUUUCCGUCUCACUCGUGAUUUUCCUUGAUUUAACAUGAAGUUAAAGUUUCCAGAUUAAAAGAAAAGCAGGAGAUGGAGAAGUUCCCCUGGUACUGACCAGC
Messenger RNA from Fundulus heteroclitus (mummichog), 1585 nucleotides. RefSeq lists its product as uncharacterized. The transcript has 4 exons. NCBI's taxonomy places the organism in Eukaryota, Metazoa, Chordata, Actinopteri, Cyprinodontiformes, Fundulidae. The record is from RefSeq and is a predicted model, not a curated record. The coding region runs from base 522 to 830 and encodes 102 amino acids.